Betta splendens (Siamese fighting fish) is the source of this 5001-nucleotide messenger RNA. RefSeq names its product ATP-binding cassette, sub-family C (CFTR/MRP), member 12 (gene abcc12). Gene Ontology annotation, molecular function: ATP hydrolysis activity; ATP binding; ABC-type transporter activity. Bases 365 to 4462 code for a protein of 1365 amino acids. Gene Ontology annotation, biological process: transmembrane transport. Gene Ontology annotation, cellular component: membrane. The transcript has 32 exons. Lineage: Eukaryota; Metazoa; Chordata; Actinopteri; Anabantiformes; Osphronemidae. The record is from RefSeq and is a predicted model, not a curated record.
CUUGGACUCAGAGUGGACCGUGUUCAACGCCAGCACAGCUGUGAUCAGGAGGCCACUGUGAGCUGCAGCCUGAGGGCCCCCUGCUGGGCGCCAGUGGUACAGGACACCGUGGCAGCGUUUUGGCCUGGGGGUCUCCUGGGUCGUACGGACAGCUUGAUCCCCUCCUCCUCCCCCCGAAGUAACAAGAAUGGUUCUGGAAACAUUGUAACAGUAAUGAGGAGGGACGUUCACCUCUGGACAUGCCAACCUUUGAUCUCCAUAAAAGCAGCUUGCUUAACGCGCUGCAAAGUGUUUCUCCUGAAUCCGCUCCAGACACAGUGGGAACAAGCGGCGCUGCAUAGUUGUCCUCCACACUGAGGUCAAAAUGAAGACAGGUUACUCUUUCGAGAACGGCGGUCGGCGAGUCUCUUUUACAGAAAAUGGCAUUUGGAGAACUGGGUCUCGGGACUCUCAGGAAGAGAGCGAUGCGGCCGACCACAAAAGUCUGCAUACGUCACCGUUCGGGAAAUAUCACCAGAGCCUUCAGGCCCUCAAACCCUUCAGAUGGGACACGUCACAACCCAACGCAGUGGACAAUGCAGGCUUCCUGGCCUUUUCAACCUUUGCCUGGAUGACCCCAAUGAUGUGGGCCAUGUUCAGGAAUAAGCUCGACAUGAGCUCCUUGACGUUGUCCCCUUUCGAUUCAUCCCACACCAGUGCAGAGAGGCUCCAGAAGCUAUGGGAUGAAGAGGUGGCGAGGGUAGGCCUGGAGAACGCCUCUUUGAUUCGCGUGAUCCUUCGCUUUCAGAGAACCAGGCUAAUUAUUUCCGUCCUAAUUGGAGUUUGUGCCAUGGUGUCGGUGUUUGUGGGCCCAGCUGUUCUGGUGUAUCAGAUCUUGAGCUAUAUCGAGGACCCGACAUCGUCCCAUGUUGGUUAUGGUAUUGGUCUAUGCUUUGGCCUGUUCGCCACCGAGUUCGGCAAAGCCUUCUUUAUAUCCUUGCUCUGGGCCCUUAACCUGCGCACAGCUGUCAGGCUCAAAGGCGCCUUCUCCACAAUCGGCUUUCAGAAAGUCAUCUCUCUGAGGACGCACACCGACAUUUCAAUGGGGGAGAUGAUAAAUGUUUUGACCAACGAUGGCCACAGAUUGUUCGAGGCAGCGCUGUUUGGGAGCUUUGUGUUGUCUACCCCCGUGCUCCUCAUUGGGUGCAUCGUCUACGCAUGCUACAUUCUGGGUGUGACUGCACUAACAGGAGUCGUGACCUACCUCAUCUUCAUUCCAGUACAGCUUUUCAUGGCCAAGCUCAUUAACAUGUUCAGGUGGAAGGCCAUGCUGAUAACGGACAAUCGCGUUCGCACAAUGAAUGAGAUUCUCAACAGCAUCAAGCUCAUCAAGAUGUACGCCUGGGAGGAUUCCUUCGAGAAGAAGAUAGCAGGUCUAAGGAAGACUGAGAAGGAAGAGAUAAAGAGGGUCAGUUAUGUCCAGAGUAUGAACACCAGCAUCACCAGCAUCAUCCCCACACUCGCCACCGUUCUCACCUUCAUUGUGCACACGUCACUGUCCUACAGCCUCAGCACAUCUGACGCCUUUACGACUAUUUCCAUCUUCAACUCUCUGAGGUUCUGCCUUGGUUUGAUGCCUAUGUCUGCAAAGGCUCUGGCAGAAGCUGCGGUGUCAAUAAGACGACUGCAGAAAAUAUUGCUGCUUCAGAAUCCCGACCCCUACCUCAUGCAGAAGAAAGACAAAGACUCAGCCAUUGUGAUGACAAACGCUACGCUCAGCUGGUCCAAAGUCAACAGCCAAACAAGCUCCACACCCGACUCAGCCGGUGCUGCCGCCUCCCAAAAGGAGACCACUGAAAUCAUGCCAACUCUGAAGAAUAUCUCCUUCACAUUACCUAAGGGCAGCCUACUAGGCAUCUGUGGCAACGUGGGAAGUGGGAAGACCUCCUUCAUUUCAAGCAUUUUGGAACAGAUGCACCUUCUGCAGGGCUCCGUCAGAGCCGACGGGACGUUUGCCUAUGUUUCUCAGCAGGCGUGGAUCUUCCACGGGACCGUUCAAGAGAACAUACUGAUGGGGGAGUCGUUCGACCAGGCCAAAUACGACAGAACUCUAGAUGCGUGUAGCCUCAGAGCUGACCUGAAAAUCCUCCCGUACGGCGAUCAAACUGAGAUUGGAGAACGGGGUCUGAAUCUGUCAGGAGGGCAGAAGCAGAGGAUCAGCCUGGCCAGGGCGGUGUAUUCCAAUAAAGACAUCUUCCUCCUCGAUGAUCCGCUGUCAGCUGUCGACGCCCACGUGGGAAAACACAUCUUUGAAGAAUGCAUCAAGAAGGAGCUGAGGGGAAAGUCCAUCAUUCUGGUUACACACCAGCUCCAGUAUUUGGAGUUCUGUGACAACAUCAUGGUCCUGGAAGAUGGGGAGAUCCUGGAAACUGGAAACCACCAGGAGCUGGUGAAAUCUAAUGGACGUUACGCUCAGCUUAUAACUAACUACCAGCUAGAACAGGCCAAAGCUCAGAAAGAAGAGGAGAAAUCAACACGAGACACGGAAGAGAUGAAGGAGGUGGAGCUGGGGGAUCGCAAAGACAGUGGGAUAUCGAACCCAGCAUUCGACAUGUCAGAUGAGAAGGAUGAUGGAUCCCCUAGCGACCAGAAAUCUGCUGUCAAGACUGGUGAUCAGCUUGUCACUCAGGAGUCCUCCACAGAAGGCUCUGUCUCCUGGAGAAUCUACCAUCGCUACUGCCUGGCAGCUGGAGGCUACAUCCUCGUCCUCCUCACCCUGCUCAACGUUAUUCUGAUGAUCGGCUCCACGGCCUUCAGCAACUGGUGGCUCAGCUUCUGGAUAGGGAAGGGUAAUGGGUCAUCCAAUAGUACAACAAACCCGGGAGACGUCUCAGACAACCAAGAUCUAUACAUGUAUCAGACAGUUUACGGUGUGAUGAUAAUCGUCACCAUGCUCCUUGCUGCCCUGAAGUGCUACUUAUACACUCAUGUCACCUUAAAGGCUGCCUGCAAGUUCCAUGACACCAUGUUCAAGAGGAUUAUCUCCAGCCCCAUGAGCUUCUUCGACACGACUCCCGCCGGCCGCAUCCUCAACCGCUUUGCUAAGGAUCAGGAGGAGGUGGACAGCGUGCUCCCCCUCCACAUGGACCCCUUCUUGCAGUUCUGUCUGCUGGUGUCCUGCACCAUACUCAUCAUCUCCAUUGUCUUCCCCCUCAUGCUGGUCGCUGUGCUUUGCAUCGGCGCUUUGUUCACCCUCAUUCUCUUUGUGUUCCAGAGGAGUAUCCGUCAGAUGAAGAGGAUGGAGAACAUCAGCCGCUCGCCCUGCAUCUCCCUCACCACCUCCACCUUGCAGGGCUUGAGCACCAUCCACGCCUACAACAUAAGAGACAGUCACAUAAAACUGUUCAAGACUCUGAACGAUAUCAACUCCAACCACUAUUUGCUCUUCCACUCUGGGACGCGCUGGCUCUCCUUCUGGCUCGACUUCAUGUCCACUCUCAUGACCUUGUUCGUGUCUCUGUUCGUAGUACUCAGCGAUAACAAUGUCAUUGAUCCGGCUUUGAAAGGCCUGGCUUUGUCCUACACCAUACAGUUGACAGGCACUCUUCAGUAUGUGGUCAGACAGUCAACAGAGGUGGAGGCAAGGUUCAACUCUGUGGAGCGGUUGCUAGAAUACAUAAAGAAUUGCAAGUCGGAGGCUCCCCGGCACAUAAAGGAUGCCUCUGUACAAGACGACUGGCCGAAGAGCGGAUCCAUCGCGUUCAAGGACUAUAAGAUGAGGUACAGAGAGAAUACACCCAUCGUCCUUAACAAGCUCAAUUUCGUAAUCCGAGCUGGAGAGAAGCUGGGCAUUGUGGGAAGAACUGGCUCUGGGAAGUCAUCUCUAGGCGUCGGCCUGUUCAGGCUGGUGGAGCCGGCAGGAGGAACCAUCCUGAUAGACGGCGUGGACACUAACAACAUAGGUCUGCACGAUCUGCGCAGCAAGUUGUCCAUCAUCCCACAGGACCCGGUGCUGUUCAGUGGCACAGUCAGGUACAACCUUGACCCUUUUGAUAACUACACGGAUGAGGAGAUCUGGACGGCGCUGGAGCAGACCUACAUGAAAGACAUGAUCUCCAGACUGGACUUGCAGCUGCAGGCACCGGUGCUGGAGAACGGAGAGAACUUCUCGGUGGGAGAGCGACAGCUGAUGUGCAUGGCUCGAGCGCUUCUCCGUAACUCCAAGAUUAUUCUGCUGGACGAAGCGACGGCCUCCAUCGAUGCGGAAACGGACGCCCUGAUCCAGAACACAAUCAAAGACGCCUUCAGUCACUGCACCAUGCUCACCAUCGCCCAUCGCAUCAACACCGUGCUGAACUCCGAUCGCAUCCUGGUCAUGGACAAAGGAGAGGUGGCAGAGUUGGACCCUCCGGAUGUGCUGACGCAUCGACCGGGCUCCAUGUUCUCCUCGCUCCUGGCUGCUGCUAACACGGUGAACACCUGAACGCCACCGGGCCACACAUUACUGGAUUUAUGCAAUAAUAGCUGAUGAUUUACAGAAACAUCAGUGUUCUCAGAUUUUAAUAUGAACUGUUUAGCAGCAGUUCAGAUUAGAAGAUGAUGGAACUACUUAGAUAAUAAUGCAGGAAAUGACUCUCGUAUGGACAUUGUUUUUGUUUUGACAUUAUGAUCUGUGAUAUAUUUAAAAUACACUAUUUAUAGAUUUUUUAUGUGCGCAUGUUUGCGAUCUCCUUUGCAACUCAGUAAAUGAGAGGCUCAGGUAUGUGCUACAUACUGUAUGCAUUAUGUUGUGUUGUUUGAUAUCAAAAACGUAUAUAUAUAUAGAUAAUGUGACUGGAGUCACACGGAUGCUGACACAGACACGAGCAAUAAAUUGUGGAAAUGUUUACGUCAAAAACAUUUUCUUCAGUGUGAAAGAUGUUGUUAUAGUAUAAAAGGUCUUAGUGAUUGAAAAGGCCUUAAUAAAAACUUCAAACUACUGUUAGCGUUGUACUGAAUGAAUAAAACACUGCUCAUUGCUUA